Molecule: messenger RNA, 1584 nt
Organism: Lingula anatina
Lineage: Eukaryota; Metazoa; Brachiopoda; Lingulata; Lingulida; Lingulidae
Product: glutamine amidotransferase-like class 1 domain-containing protein 1
Cellular component (GO): cytoplasm
Molecular function (GO): glyoxalase III activity
Source: RefSeq, a predicted model, not a curated record
UUCAAUGUCACAAUGUCUGCUUCCAGGCCGAGCUGUCUGCUAGUGCUUAGCUCUGCAGAACAAGGUGUGUCAGCUCAAUCUUUCAUCCAUGCUUUCACUCUCACAAACACAACAUUUACCGUCCAGUUGGCAGCGCCGAAUGGUAAGGCAACAGAAUAUGUUGACCAGGAUGAAAACAGUAGGCGAUGGCUGAACGAUUUUAGGACAAAAACUUUCGCACUUCCUCUAGAACUGGAAAAGAUAGAAGUGAGUAGAUAUUCUUGCUUACUGAUACCACAUGCUCCGGGUGCUGUUCAUGACUUGGCCAGGGACAGGGAACUGGCCAAAAUAAUCAACCACUUUAUCAGAGAAAAAAAACCAAUAUGUGCAAUAGGAGCAGGUAUAGCUGCCUUGUGCUGUGCAAGGAUGGAUGACAAUAAAACCUGGAGUUUUAAAGAUUAUAGCAUGACAUCAAAUUCAGUUUUUGAGUUGGCACGCAGCCCAGACUUUGGUAGCCUACCAAUUGUCAUGGAGGACUUUAUCAAGGAGAAUGGUGCUGUAUACAGUAGUAGUGAGCCAGAUGCUGUCCACAUUGUUGUAGACAGACACCUCAUCACUGGACAGAAUGAGUCAUCAUCACUGAUUGCAGUGCAGAACCUUAUACUCCUGUGUAAUCAGAAGCAGGGAAAGCAGUCUUCAGCUCCAAGAUGAAAUACGAGUACUUGUAACAAAUUGUUUUACUGAAAACAAAAGAGAAAAAGCAUUUCUUUCAUCCUGGAGUAUUUGUCAUUUAGUUUAAAACACUUGGACACUGUGUGUGCUUGGACAGUAUCAUGAUCAUGCCAAAACAAAUUAAUCUCUGUUUAAGAUAAAAAAAAAUGUAGUCUAGUGAUCAAACAUUUAAUUUUAUGUAACCUUUAUUUAGUUUGUCUGGAGUAAUCCAUAUGUACCUCUUUUGAAAUUUAGAUCUUUUAUAUAGGUCGUUUUUAUUUUUACAUGCUAUUAUGUUGCAGUUGUAAACAGAUGUCAUGUUGUAGCUUUUACUGUGAUUGUCUUUAUCAUAAAUCAAGAUACUCAUUCAUAAAAUUUCUGGAAGAUCAGGUGGUUCUAUCAAUCAUAUCAGUCAGAAGGGGCCCAGUUGAAUUAUUGGAUCUCCAUGUUUAAGUCCUGGUGGAAGUUGUUAUAGAUAGAAGAGCCCCAAAUAUUUACUGGUUUAAAUGACUCUCAAUAGGGAUGCGGAUACUCUACUUAGAUAAUAUUAUUUUUUAAAUUUCAAUUUGUAUUAGUAUUGUAUAGUUGUAGUUUUAAUAAGGCUGAGCAUUUCUCACAGAAAGAUAAAUGAAUUAAAAGAAAAGAAAAAAAAAACAGUAAGGUCCUGUUUGUGCUGUGUUGCUGUCAUUUAAGCAACAUUUAAAUUCAUGCGUAUUGCCUUCUUUGCACUCAACAAGGUUUCUUACUGUGCUUGAAAAACUGAGCUUACAGUCUACAGACACAAAGCUCCCCAAAAUCCGAGUGCUGCCUUCAAUAAAUUGCUUAAAUAAGUGCUGCUUUAAAUUAUUAUCUACUAGACCCUAAAGGUGUAGUUAUUUAAGAACCUAAACACCA